Messenger RNA from Lodderomyces pseudojiufengensis, 531 nucleotides. RefSeq lists its product as uncharacterized. Lineage: Eukaryota; Fungi; Ascomycota; Pichiomycetes; Serinales; Debaryomycetaceae. The transcript has a single exon. The coding region runs from base 1 to 531 and encodes 176 amino acids. The record is from RefSeq and is a predicted model, not a curated record.
AUGACAGAUUAUAAACCAAUAAAUCAAGAGGUACAAGAUCAAUUUGAAGAAUUCAAUAAUAAUCCGCAAGAUUUCAACAAGAAAGUGGUUGAAAAUACCACCAGCCCUUAUUUUCAACAAACACCACCACCACCUUUCCCACCUUUUUCAAUCCCAAUGAAUUACAUAAAUCAAACAGAAGAAUCAGGAUCAUCACAAGCUGGACAAGACUUACAAAAUCAAAAUCAAAGACAACAACCACAAGAAUGUACACCAAGAGGUUUAAAAUUUAUAUUUUGUAUGAGUAUUGGUUCUUUAUUAUUUACUCUUUCAUUAUUUAUGGUAACAAUUGGAGAAACUAAAACUAUAAGAGUAUGGGGUUUAUUUACUUUAAUUAUUGGUUUAUAUUUAAUUUUAACUGCUGGGUCCAUAGUAUUUGAAGUUGAUAAAUUUAUUGGAAAUGAAAAAUUUUUGAAAUAUUUUGGUUUAGGAUUUCUUGGAUCUAUUUUAUUGCUGUUGGGUGCUAUGAUAUUAGGUUAUUUUUUCUUUUAG